CACCAGUGUUUCCUGGACCAUCAGCUCCCCAGUCAGCGAGGUCUCUGGCAGAAGCACCACCCGUCCGAGUUACUUCACGUCCAUUCACCCUUUGUCUAUCAACCCGCAGAGGGUGCAGAGCCCGGCCAGCAGUCAAUCCGGAUACAGCUGUGCAGUAGCUCCCACCUUUUCACAGCACCUGCAAGACACCUGCACUACAGAGGGCCAGUUUGUGGUGUUUGAGUGUCGGAUUCAAGGCAGCAGCCCUCUUCAAGUUCUCUGGUACCGAGGGCACGAGCCCAUUAAGGACUCAGCAAACUUUCGGAUUCUAAGGAGAAAAGCAUGCGGGUCAGCUGUUCCUGAGGCGGUCUGCACCCUGGUGGUGACUGACGUGCGUCCAGAAGACUCUGGGGAGUUCCAGUGCCUCGCAGAAAAUGAAGCAGGGUCUGUCACCUCGCGGGCUGCUCUUUCUGUCUCCAUAGGAAAGGAAAUGGAAACGCCAAGAGAUCCCCUCAACCGCUCCUUUAGGCAAACCUCCCUGGAGCCUGAAGCCCAUCCAGGGGGUCCACAAGGCUCUGCUGAGAGGAGGGAUCCAAGUCACAAAAGGCUUCCCACCAUGCAAAGCCCCCCAGUCACCCCGGCCACCCUGGCCACCUGUGCUGGCUGGGAAAGUCGGGAGUUGCAGGACCAGAGAAUUGGAAACGAAGAUUUUCGUAGUGCCUGUGGGAAUUCUUCAAUGCCAGUGGAACAGGGGGGCACUGCUCUUCAAGAGAGACCUUCUCCAUCCCUCUGGUCUUGUGACCCUAGCCAGGAGGGGCAGCAAAACCUUUCUUCUGAUCCCCAGUGGCUCCUGACCCGGGACCCAUCAUCUCCUUGUGUGGACAAUACCAGCCCUCCUGUCGCCUCCAUGUAUCAACCAAGUAUGUUCAACUAUGAACGUCCCAAGCACUUCCUCCACUCUCAGAACACGUGUGGAACCAGGAUGCAGCCCCCAGGGACAGAAACAUCUAUGUUGCCCUCCAACCCAACCAAACAGUCUUCCAUUUUAAUCCAGCCUCGGCAGUGCACUGAGCAAAGGUUUUCUUCCUCAUCAUCGGUGAGCUCGCGGAUAACAGUGUCUUCAUCCACUUUUCCCACUUCUGCACAACAGCCCGCUGGCUCCUUCCCAGGACAGCGAGUCUCAACCUCAUUUAGCCAGUCUCCAGCAGGCUUCCUCAGCUCCAUACUGCCAUCCCAGCCCGACUACAACAGCAGCAGAGGUCCUUCGGCUGUGGAACCCAAUUACCGACAGUCAAUGCCCACCCAAGCCGGAAAUCCUAAACCGAUGCAAAUUGGGAACGCCAAGCCCAUCCUGAAGAUUCCUGAUCAUGAAAUACAAGGAUCCAAAGAGGCUCUGAUUCAAGAUUUGGAAAGAAAACUGCGCUGCAAGGACAGCCUCCUCCACAAUGGGAACCAGCGCCUGACAUAUGAGGAGAAGAUGGCUCGCAGAUUGCUUGGACCCCAGAACGCUGCUGCUGUGUUGGACACUCAAAAUGACCAUGAAGCACAGGACUUUUCUCAGCAGCCCAACUCAGAAAAUGUGAGACUGCAGGUCCCAUCGCCUCAAGUAAGGAGUCGGUCAUCUUCACGAGGAGCUGUAAAUGAUCAGGAUUCCAUCCAAGAGAAGUUUUACCCACCACGUUUUGUUCAAGUUCCAGAAAACCUGUCGAUUGAAGAGGGAAGAUUCUGCAGGAUUGACUUUAAGGUGAGCGGCCUGCCGGCUCCCGAUGUGACCUGGUAUUUAAAUGGAGCUCCGGUUCACUCAGAUGAUUUUCACAAAAUGAUAGUGUCUGAGAAAGGUUUCCACUCGCUCAUCUUUGAGGUGGUCAGAGCCUCCGACGCAGGGGCUUACGCCUGUGUUGCUACGAACCGCGCAGGAGAAGCCACCUUUACGGUGCAGCUCGAUGUCCUCGCCAAAGAGCACAGGAGGGCACCCAUAUUUAUCUUCAAACCACAAAGCAAAAAGGUCUAUGAGGGAGAAUCGGUGAAACUCGAAUGCCAGAUCUCGGCCACCCCUCCACCAAAGCUUUUUUGGAAAAGAAACAACGAAAUGGUUCAGUUCAACACCGACCGGAUAAGUUUGUAUCAUGACAACUCUGGACGAAUCACCCUACUGAUUAAAGACGUGACCAAGAAAGACGCUGGAUGGUACACCGUGUCUGCAGUUAACGAGGCAGGAGUGACAACGUGCAACACACGACUGGAUGUGGCAGCCAUUCCAAACCAAACUCUUCCAAACCCUAAGCAACUCAGGGUUCGCCCAACGUUCAGCAAAUACUUAGCACUCAAUGGGAGAGGCUUGGACGUGAAGCAAGCGUUUAACCCUGAGGGAGAAUUUCAGCGCCUGGCUGCUCAAUCUGGACUUUAUGAAAGCGAAGAGCUGUAACGGAGCACUCUGACCAGCUGCUGGGAACCCUAGGCCACAGCCUGCUCACAUCCGAUCUUUGAAUGAACCCAUAGGUGCCGCGAACAGAUUUUUGCUUCCACUAGGCAACCUCAACCUACUGUAUGUAAUGUUGUUUCUAAUUUGACUUGCACAUACUAUCUGCUCAGUUUCUGGUGAGUAAAUCUGUUUGUAUGGGUUUGGGAUUGUAGACAGCUGCUCUGAAAUAUGAUCAUUUGACCCACUCACCCACAAAAAUUCGACAAGUGUUGAAUAUUAAGUGGUUAAAAAAACCCUAGGGCUGGUUGUGAGACUAUUUUAUUCGUAAUGCUUUCUAAACACUGUCACCUUCUGUAACAGUACUGUUUUGUGCAGGAAUACCAGAAUGGUAUAGAAUAUCGGAAUGUUCCAGGAGUUUGAAGUCAAAAGUAAAUAAAGCUUUAAAUACCCUUUAA
Ornithorhynchus anatinus (platypus) is the source of this 2856-nucleotide messenger RNA. It is a transcript of the gene MYOT, whose product is annotated as myotilin. Lineage: Eukaryota; Metazoa; Chordata; Mammalia; Monotremata; Ornithorhynchidae. Gene Ontology annotation, cellular component: plasma membrane; axon. The transcript has 15 exons. Gene Ontology annotation, molecular function: cell-cell adhesion mediator activity. The coding region runs from base 470 to 2404 and encodes 644 amino acids. The record is from RefSeq and is a predicted model, not a curated record. Gene Ontology annotation, biological process: axon guidance; homophilic cell-cell adhesion; dendrite self-avoidance.